GCUGGGAGUCUCCGACACAAAACCGACCGCCACUUGCAUUUUCACUGUGACAUUGUCAUGGCCAUCAAAGGGUAACUUGGCCGAAACAUUGUUCACGAGAUGUUGACACCGUCGCGAGGGGAGACCUGGAUGCUGAAGCAGGCCUGCCGCAUUUGGCCCUCUGAAACAAGAUCGGCACUAGAAUCGGGCUUGGCUUAGCCGGCUGCAGGAACAGCCGCCUUUCCCGCAACGACCGUGGGCCAUAUUUACAUGUCAAAACAAUCAUGGCACCGAUCUAACGAGGACCAUUGCCUUCUAAUGCACUCUCUUUUGAAAACACACACAGAGCUCCCAUGUGCAUGAUAUUGGCACAUCACUUCUCGGUCGCCUAAUCCAUCGUCACUAACAUCAUCAGCACCACACAGUCUGCGUAACCCACUCGCUCGCAAACAACUCCAAUGGCCACUGCAGGCUUACCGAACAGGUUCCCAUGCUGGUGCCGCGCGACAUACUCAUGGGGUGGCGAGACGAAGAAAGAUCUCGGCUUCAUUGAGGGUGAUCUCAUCGAAGCACUCAAUGCUGGCGAUGGCUCCUGGUGGAUGGGCCGCCUUCGUCGGGACCGUCGAGCAAUCGGUCUCUUCCCGAGCAACUUCGUCAAAGUGCUAGACGAAAGCUUUCAGCCAGCGCCAAACAGCAGGAAUGCCUCACCCAUGCCCGCCAACCAGACAAAGAGCGCACCGUCCUCGAAACCCAAGUUCAAACCAUAUGCGUCGAUGAAGACCACACAGGCGCCUAUGGGCACGCUUAAGAGCCAGGGCAGUCAAGGCCAGAUAUCGUCCGAAGAUAGUACGCCACGGAUCCCGCAGCCAGUGCCAAGAGGAUACGACUCAAGGCGACUAUCGCGAUCUCCAAGUGUUCAGCCACCUUUAAGAGCUGCUGCAUCACCUUCACCCACGCCAACGCCCCGGUAUGCGGCGCCGCCGGGUGCCACGAUGCACAGAGCAGCCUCGCCACAGCCUGUCUAUCGUGCUCCAUCGCCGGCUGCCUCGAUGUACAGAGCAGCCUCGCCACAGCCUGCCUCUCGUGCUCAGUCGCCGGCACGACCGAGAUCUCGCUCCCCACUGCCUGCUACAUACCAUGAUGGCUCGGCGUACCCACAACUGCUGCCAACCUCGAGACAGCCGUCGCCGUCGCCUUCGUUUGGCGAUCAGCGGCCAUGGAGACCUACAAGCCCACAGCCAGAUGGUAUGGACUUGGGAAUGGAAGUGGAGUCGCCGCCGCCUCCACCGCCGCCAGCACACCGAGUUGUGUAUCAGCCAAGUAGAGCGCCUUCGGUGGUCAACAACUACAGAGAUGUGGAUACCAGUCGCCACGCGAAUCGUACACCCAUCUCCGUAUCACCUGCCGGAAGCCACAUGACACCGUCUCCUCUUCGCGAUGCGAUGAAUGACGUGAUGUCCUCUCUCGAAGACAUGAGCGUAGUUCAGGAGUAUGACGGACCUCCCACACCGGAUGUUUGGUCGCCGGAAGAGUAUGAGCUAGUACGAACCGGAUCGCAGCAGCGCGCUCAGUCCUCCCUUGGGUUCACCGCGCCGUAUGCACGUGGUCUGAAUGGCGCUCAAACCCAAAACGGCGCACUGCCGCCGCAUUCGCGAGACGGACCACCGGAGCUUGCGAGCUAUGUGCAGCGCAUGGAACGGGAGCUCCAUACUCAAUCGGCUACGUCUCGACCAGCCACAUCCAGCAGCCACUCAAGUCACAGUUCAUCUGCUCGCUCGCUGCAUUCGCAGACACAACAUCCGACAACCAAACACAGGAAGUCCACAUACGAGCUAGGUCGUGAGCGCCUCAACCGCUCUUACACCACCAAGACAAACGCAACGAAUUCGACGAACUCUUCUUCAGCGACACAAAGCAGCACGAGCACUCAGCUUACAAGCCACAGCAUCAUGUCCGGCUACUCUGCUGGUGGCUUCAGCGCCACGAGCGCAGGAAGUCUGGCGCGCCGAAAGUUCGGUCUUGGCAGUCAGCGCCAGAAGCGACCCUUCAGCGUGGUUCACACGAAGUCUAUGGGUGACAUUGGAUCCAGUGCGCGAAGCAUGGCUGGAACCGAGAGCACAUUCUCCGGACCAAGCUAUCAUGAGAGUCACGCAUCUCAGCAUCAGCCUGCAAUCACACCGGUAGCGGAUUGGACUAAAGACCCUAUGGAGACGGCAGGUGUGCUUGGCGGCUUAAGUUCCCCGAAGGUGAAGAGGUCUGGUUUCUUCAAGAAGAUGCUCGAGUCCGCGAAGUCCACUGCCAGAACUGGUGCAGCGACGGCUCGCUCAACCAUCGGCAGUGCCACUGGGAGCAGGCCGGGCAGUCGUGCAGGCAGUCCAACGAAGAGCCUCUUGUCAAACGGAAUUGGGUCUAUGGCGUUCGCGGGAGGUACUGCCUCCAGGCCUGACUCAGCAUUAGGCGGAAGCUCUGCUGCUCGAGAGAUGGGUCUCGGAGGAGGCGAGUGGAUGCACGUCAGGCGCGAUGUCAACCGCUCGAACUCCCUCAGCCGCAGAGAGCGCGAGGAGCGUGCUGAACGUUCCGAUAUGCUGGGCCUGCCCGCCCUGAACCCUAUCGACCUUCUCAAUGAACUCACUGAAGGCGACGAAGGCUUGGAUGGAUUGGCUAUCGAUGAGCCCACCAACUUCGAUACGCCGAAUUUAGCUUUGGUGGACAAGAGCACACGCUUCAUACAAAGUGUGCCGCCUAUGAUAUCAGCAGCCGCACUUGCUCAAAGCUAUGUAUGUCGGCCUCAUCGUAGCGAUGUGCAACGCCUGCGUGCCAUCUUCACAUGGGUGUCAGAACGCAUCACGUGGGAAGAAGAUUUCGAAGGCGACGUCGACACUAGGCGUGUCAUCUCAGCCAAGCGUGGAUGCAAUAGAGAGAUUGCUGCGCUCGUGCAGGAGAUGUGUACGGCUCUUGGCUUGUAUGCCGAAGAAGUUCAUGGCUAUCUCAAGGCGCCGGGCGAAGUCCUGGACCUCGACACGGUGGCUCGUGCGAAUCAUUGGUGGAACGCUGUCAUUGUGGACGGAGAGUGGCGUAUCAUGGACUGCUCGCUAGCCAACCCGACGAAUCCGCGCCGCAGCGCUUACAGCGCAGCCAGUAGCCAGACUGCGGAGCCGUGGUACUUCCUCGCUCGCCCGCGCGAGAUCUGCUACACUCACAUCCCUCUGUUGCCGGAGCAGCAGCACAUCGUACCGCCCUUGGAUCACGAGGUCUUGGUUAGCCUGCCUUGCGCAUGCCCGGCGUACUUCAGGAAUGGCAUUGAGCUUGCCAACUUCAGCACCAGCGUGCUGCACUUGGAAAACUUGGAGAUGGCACACUUACACAUCACCGUACCGGAGGAUAUCGAGUGCGUCGCCGAGACAGAAGCUCGCGCUUUCGCCAGAGACCCAGAGGGCGACCUCUUCGAGAGCGGCGACGUGGUGAAGAAGCCUGUCUUCGCACAGACAGAAUGGGUCGCCGGCCACAAACGCUUCACCAUCAAAGCGCUGCUCCCGAGUGACGAGGGCCAGGGCAUGCUGAAGGUAUACGCCGGCAAGCGUGGGCUCAUGCACUCCAUCAAGGACAACCCCCACGCCCUGGCCGUGGCCUUCCCACUGUCGCACACAGGCCAGAACCCACCCUACGACUUUCACGCGCGACACCCGACACCGCACGCCCAGCGCCACGACCUCUACGUCGCGCAGCCGCAAUGCAGCAGACUAACCAUCAACAACACCUUCGUCUUCUGCGUGCGCCAGCAUCCCUCCUCUCUAUCCCGCUUCACGCCAGACACCUGGGGGACGGGCUCGAACGGUAGACCCGUGAGCCCGCAGCCGCAGAUCAGACCCAGCAGUGCCAUGAGCAUGGUUUCUGCAAGCAUGUCGCAGUCCGGCUCCGAUUACUCCUCGAACGCUGGUGGCAUGACCGGUGCUCAGCAAAAGCCGGCGAAGCUGGCUAUCCAGACGCCGAGUCAGAAGAUCAUUCGCUUGACGCGGAAGCAGGAGCAUACUUCGAGACCGAAUGGAGCGGAAGAUGAUGGGUUGACGACGUCGUGGGAGACUGUUAUCAAAAUCGGUGAACGUGGCACGUGGCGUGGUUUGGUGCUGGCGGACCGCAGUGCGAGGUGGUGUGUCUUUGCUGAGUGGGAGUGCGUGUAGUCGAGAAGGGUUUGUCUUGUAUGAGUAGAAGGGCAGCAGUAAACGGAGGCAUGAGUUGACGUACACUGCAUAAUGCGUUUGAAAUGCGUUUUCAGCGACCAGUUUCUGAAGAACCUUCCAGCAAUACAACCUUCAUUGCACAGGGGAAAGUCGCCGUCACAGCCACUUUCGAGGUCGUGAAAUUGAUAGGCGUGGA
Molecule: messenger RNA, 4353 nt
Organism: Baudoinia panamericana UAMH 10762
Lineage: Eukaryota; Fungi; Ascomycota; Dothideomycetes; Mycosphaerellales; Teratosphaeriaceae
Exons: 1
Coding region: 438-4157 (1239 amino acids)
Molecular function (GO): protein binding
Source: RefSeq, a predicted model, not a curated record